This is a messenger RNA of Danio aesculapii, 1058 nucleotides long. It is a transcript of the gene ube2e1, whose product is annotated as ubiquitin-conjugating enzyme E2E 1. The record is from RefSeq and is a predicted model, not a curated record. The transcript has 6 exons. Gene Ontology annotation, biological process: protein polyubiquitination. The coding region runs from base 108 to 692 and encodes 194 amino acids. Gene Ontology annotation, molecular function: ubiquitin conjugating enzyme activity. Lineage: Eukaryota; Metazoa; Chordata; Actinopteri; Cypriniformes; Danionidae. Gene Ontology annotation, cellular component: nucleus.
GUGUGUGUGUGCGCAGCAGUAGCACUUCCGCUCGGAGAGACACGCGCGUCCACGGAUACACACCGACACAAAGAGAGUGUUUGUGUUUCACUCUCACGUAGAUCGGGAUGUCGGAUGAGGACUCGCGUGCAAGCUCUAGUUCAUCUUCCUCCUCUUCCUCCUCCACCCAUCAGCAGCAGGAGAAAGACACACCUGGAAAAAAGAAAGACAGCAAAGUCAACAUGAGCAAGACAUCCAAACUCCUCUCCACAAGUGCAAAGAGGAUUCAGAAGGAGCUGGCUGACAUCAUGUUGGAUCCCCCACCCAACUGCAGUGCGGGUCCAAAAGGAGACAACAUCUACGAGUGGAGGUCCACUAUCCUGGGUCCUCCAGGUUCAGUGUAUGAGGGGGGAGUGUUCUUCCUGGACAUCGCUUUCACUCCAGACUAUCCCUUCAAACCACCCAAGGUGACGUUUCGCACAAGAAUCUAUCAUUGCAACAUCAAUAGUCAGGGUGUGAUCUGUCUGGACAUCCUGAAGGAUAACUGGAGUCCAGCGCUUACCAUCUCCAAAGUGCUACUGUCUAUCUGCUCUCUGCUCACAGACUGUAACCCUGCUGAUCCUCUGGUAGGAAGCAUCGCCACGCAGUACACAACCAACAGACCAGAACACGACAGGAUAGCCAAACAGUGGACCAAACGCUACGCCACAUAAUUUUCUCCGACUGCAGAGUGCUGCCUGUAAGACAUCUGUGGGAAGGGGUGGCGGGUCUAAAAGAGGAACUGGGGUGAAUGGGAUCCAUAGGGUAGAAGAUACAGGGGGGGUUUUAUGAUGGAUUUUCAAUUUUGUUUUAUCUUUUCUUGGAGUACUUUUUGUUGAUUGUUUCCCUUGGCUCUAGUAGCAUCAUGAUUUGACAAAAAAAUGGAUCUUAAUGUGUUUUCUUUGCCGCCUUGUUGUAAAUUGAUCUUAUUUGAAGCUUUUUUCAUCCUUGUCAAUUGAAGUCUCAGCAUGAGCCUACGGCACGGUUGUUUCAUGUAUGUAUUUUCCCCACCAAUAUUAAAGCUGAAGUUGGCGUAUAAA